UUUCUGACUCGAGGAAAAAGAAAACGACAUUGAAGGAAGGUAUCCUCGAAAGAUCUUCUUUGGUCGAAGUCACUUCGUCGUUUCAUCAAGAUAUCUCGAACGAUUGCUGGUAAUUGACUAAUUCGUCGAUCAUCGGAGAAGAUUUGCGUGUGCGCGAUCUACGGGUACACCGUUGUAAACGAAAGUGUCACAGCACUGUGUGUUCCGUGUACGUGAUUUGAGCCUCAGCUUGGUUCCAUUUAUGUAGUGCGAACAAAUUCGUCAAUUUGAAACAUAAAUCGCAUCGAAUUCAAGGAAAUACUAUUAUUAUACGUUCGUUCGAGAAAGUGCUGCAUGGAACAUCUGUGGUUCUGGGAAAAGUGCUAAAAUCUCUUCCUCGAACAGAAAAGGGGAGUGUGAAAAAAACCAACGAUCUUCGCAGAGUCGUGUGUCUGGUGUGUGUACCAACCGGAGCUGUCAUAAAUGUACACAUUCUAUAUAGAUUGCACAAUCUAUGCUCUGUUAGUGGGCCGAUUUACUGGAGACAAGUGAUCGUGUCUGACGCGCGGCAGUGAAUUGACAUUAAUCAUCGUCGCGCGGUGUUGUGCACCCAUCGACCUAAACGUCUAAAGAGCUAGUGCCGCAUUUCUAUCCAACGGCGAACUUCCUCACCCAGCAGGUAAUCAUGGCUAAUCGGGGUACAGCCCAGAGGCCAAAUGGUUCGACGCAAGGAAAGAUUUGCCAGUUCAAAUUAGUAUUGCUCGGAGAAUCCGCGGUUGGUAAAUCAAGCCUUGUGUUGAGGUUUGUGAAAGGACAGUUUCACGAGUACCAAGAGAGUACUAUCGGAGCUGCAUUUUUAACACAAACAGUAUGUCUGGAUGAUACAACUGUAAAAUUUGAGAUUUGGGAUACAGCAGGCCAAGAACGUUAUCAUAGUCUUGCGCCAAUGUAUUAUCGAGGUGCACAGGCAGCCAUUGUUGUGUAUGACAUAACAAACCAGGACACAUUUGUACGUGCCCAAACGUGGGUGAAGGAAUUGCAACGACAAGCCAGUCCGAGCAUAGUUAUAGCAUUAGCUGGAAAUAAAGCAGACCUUUCAAAUAAGAGAGUUGUAGAAUUUGAUGAAGCUCAAACAUAUGCAGAUGAAAAUGGCCUUCUUUUCAUGGAAACUUCAGCCAAAACAGCGAUGAAUGUUAACGAUAUAUUCCUAGCGAUAGCUAAGAAACUUCCAAAAAAUGAACAAUCAGGAAGUGUAAGUACGAGUGGUCAAGGUCGUCGAUUAGUUGAGACAGAAGGACAAAAGGCAGCAACUGGCAAUUGUUGCAAGUGAUUAUCCAAAUCUAUAUGUACCAUAAUCCAAAAAUAUAAGUACACCAUGAAUGUGUCCGCAUUGAAUUUGAAUGGAACGUAAAACGAUGGAAAAAUGCCACUAUUAUGGAAUGGGAGGUGAACUAUGCAGGACGAACAUUUUUGCCUGAGUGAUUAAUUUAGAAAAAUGCGUGUAUCACGUUUCAUUCGAAGAUAUAUCAUCUAUUUUGAGUAUCAGAUCUAUCGAAAAAAGGAAGAGAGAGAGAGAGAGAGAGAACGAGCGAGAGA
Messenger RNA from Megalopta genalis, 1575 nucleotides. It is a transcript of the gene Rab5, whose product is annotated as RAS oncogene family member Rab5. Gene Ontology annotation, molecular function: GTP binding; GTPase activity. The record is from RefSeq and is a predicted model, not a curated record. Lineage: Eukaryota; Metazoa; Arthropoda; Insecta; Hymenoptera; Halictidae.